Molecule: messenger RNA, 243 nt
Organism: Dentiscutata erythropus
Lineage: Eukaryota; Fungi; Glomeromycota; Glomeromycetes; Diversisporales; Gigasporaceae
Source: the annotation of a GenBank genome assembly
AUGUAUACUCCAACAGUUGGUAGAUCGGUUCCUGUUUCUGGUAAUGUUAUGAAGUGUUACAGGAGAUUAUGGGGUAUCUUAAACAAUAAUAAAAUACGUCAAGAAGUACGCCGUAAUAGAUAUUAUGAAAAACCCACAAUUAGGAGGAAAAGAAUUAGAAGAGAAAUUUCUGAAGCACGUUUCAAAGAAGCUGUGAGAAAAAAAGUUUGGCUAAUUUUGCAAAUGAAAGCGAGGGGCCUCUAA